AUGGUAUCGUGUCUUUCGACAGGGACUAGCCGUAAAACGGUUUUAUUAACUACCGCUUUGAUCAAAGCGGAGUCGAAAGACGGUUCAUAUAGGGUUGUUAGGGCUUUACUCGAUCAAGGAUCACAAGGUUCGUUUGUGACAGAAUCUACAGUCCAGUAUUUGGGAUUAGAUAAAACACCUUCAAAGCAAGUUGUGAUAGGUGUAGGUGGGGACAAGAGUGCUACGGCCAAGUCCAGUGUGAUUCUCACAUUGAGGUCUAGAAUAGACCCCAGUGUCGUCAUUAAGGUUAAUGCAUUCGUCUUGAAGUCGGUCACAGCUCUUCUCCCAACUACAAAGAUAGCCAAGGUAGAAUGGGUAGACUUGACUGAUGAUGACUUGGCUGAUCCAGAAUAUUACAGGCCUAAUAAAAUUGAUGUUCUAUUAGGUGCUGAGGUCUACAGCCAGGUCAUCCAGGAGGGCAUUAAAAAGAAUAUAACUGGGUCGUUAUUGGCUCAAUGUACUAAAUUAGGGUGGAUAUUGUCAGGUACCCUUGAUGUUGAUCAGACAAUUAAUACAACACGUGUUACCGUUUUGCAUUCAAGUGUUGAAGAGGAUGACAUGCUUAAAAAAUUUUGGGAACUGGAAGCAGAACCUCCUAGAAAGAAAAUGCUUACGGAGGAAGAAAAUAAAUGCGUGAAGUUAUUUGCAGCUACGACGGAACGCGACAGUAAUGGUAGAUACAUUGUAAGACUACCAUUGCGUAAUGUGGACCCGGCUUGGGCGGUUGGUGAGACCAGGAGCAUUGCUGAAAAAAUAUUCAAAGGUUUAGAAGUAAAAUUUAAGAAAAACGAAAAACUUAAAGAAGAAUAUGGGAAAGUAAUAAAAGAGUAUUUACAGUUAAAUCACAUGACAAAAGUACCAGAAGUAGAUUAUAAUAAUGAAAAAGCAAUCUACUUACCUCACCACGCCGUUGUCCGGGAGGAUAAAGAAACAUCAAAGGUUCGCGUCGUAUUCGAUGCCUCCUGCAAAGGAUCGAAGGGAAUGUCACUGAAUGACAACAUACAUUGUGAAAAUGUAUCGUCAAGUUCUGGUACACAAGAAGGAUACAAUACUACAACGUAUUCUCUGGCGAGAUGA
Molecule: messenger RNA, 1116 nt
Organism: Trichoplusia ni (cabbage looper)
Lineage: Eukaryota; Metazoa; Arthropoda; Insecta; Lepidoptera; Noctuidae
Exons: 2
Coding region: 1-1116 (371 amino acids)
Biological process (GO): proteolysis
Molecular function (GO): aspartic-type endopeptidase activity
Source: RefSeq, a predicted model, not a curated record